AGCAGACGACGCUGGAUGCUCUCUUUGAAGGGGGAGGCUGAGAACGCUGAGAACUUUCUUCAUGAUUUCGUCGCUUAUUUGCCCUUGUUAUCACUAUGAAAAAACCACAGGAGCCUGCACCUGGUGACGGCAUACGUUCGCUGAAGACCUCUAACGUAUUUCGAGUUGUCAACUUUGAGUUGUAUGCUAAACCGAAUAGAAUUAUUAUGACGAUUGGAUUGUGUGCAAUGGCUGGCAGUUUAGCAUAUAUUGCAUACAUGAGACAUAAAUACGAAGGAAUGGGCUACUAUGUUGCAGUCUCCGAUAAUGGAGAGGAAUCAUUUGUUAAGAAGAAGUCUCGGUGGGAUUGACCUCGGAUGCAUGUUAAGACAUGUUAUUGGCUAAUGGCUGGUAUUUCUAUGUUAUAUAUUAUGAUAGUUAAACUAAUUUACUGUCAAUAAAAAUUGAUGAAUAUA
Molecule: messenger RNA, 455 nt
Organism: Frankliniella occidentalis (western flower thrips)
Lineage: Eukaryota; Metazoa; Arthropoda; Insecta; Thysanoptera; Thripidae
Product: small integral membrane protein 8
Exons: 2
Coding region: 96-350 (84 amino acids)
Source: RefSeq, a predicted model, not a curated record